Molecule: messenger RNA, 975 nt
Organism: Paraglomus brasilianum
Lineage: Eukaryota; Fungi; Glomeromycota; Glomeromycetes; Paraglomerales; Paraglomeraceae
Source: the annotation of a GenBank genome assembly
AUGUUUUCUGUUCGAAAGAAACUUCAAGAUAAGCACCCCCAGACCUUCCAGUUGCCAUGCGCUUCUAUCCUCUCACUCGCACGGACUGUUAGUGGUGUAUUCCAUAGAUAUCCAAACUAUCCGACGUUGCCAGAAGAGACUCCAGAGAAUAGUUUACCUCUCCAGAUUGGUUCGAAAGUUCUGGAAAAAGCUUAUAAUAAUUUUCUUGAGCAUAACACUUCAAAGGGAUAUAAAUUUCACUGGGAUAACGGAAACGUAUACAUUGUCGGUAUGGCAAAGUCUGAGCACGAAAUGAUUGUUAUACGAUUAAUUAAGUACUUUGAAGUGCCAAACGGUGGAGUUGACGAUGACCCACCAAUUGCUCUUACGCUACAAGCAUUUCAUCGUGAUCCUUCUCAUAUUAAAAUAAAGAUAGCAGCAGAUAUUGCAAUCUGUCCGAACAUUGCACUUGUUCAAGUUCCUUUAAAUCCUGGACUUCCUCCUGGAGAUACAGACAACUACUCACAUGCCCGAAUCAUUGUUGAAGUAGCCGUACUUGAAAGUACCGCAUAUUGGAACAAAAAAUGCGAAACUUGGUUGCUCGAACAAUACGUGCGAUGCGUAUUCGGCAUAAAAAUCCACGAACAAAGGAGAGGGUCACGACAUCGGUCUAUGACGGCAAAGUUAUGGACCCGCCAAAUUCCACCACCAGCAGGAAGCACAUCAUCAGCAAAUCCAAAUUUAGCUGGUGUAUACAUUGUUGAAUGGGACUUCGGAACAGCACAAUUUCAUGGUAGAGGACCUACUGGUUGCACUGCCCCAGGCAUUGCUGACUACACUGUUACCAUUCCGGUAUCCGAUGUAUUCUGGGAUCCACCCGUUAAUGCGGGAGUUUUAAAUUUAGCCGGAUACACUGUGGCAGUCCCUGGUGGAGUAAUUGCUAAUAACUUUGUUAUUGAUUUGUAUAGGCUACAACAAAUUGUUUUAAAAAAACAG